Aureobasidium namibiae CBS 147.97 is the source of this 603-nucleotide messenger RNA. RefSeq lists its product as uncharacterized. Gene Ontology annotation, molecular function: structural constituent of ribosome. The record is from RefSeq and is a predicted model, not a curated record. Gene Ontology annotation, cellular component: mitochondrion. Bases 1 to 603 code for a protein of 200 amino acids. NCBI's taxonomy places the organism in Eukaryota, Fungi, Ascomycota, Dothideomycetes, Dothideales, Saccotheciaceae. The transcript has 2 exons.
AUGGUGUCAUUACUGCAGCGCAUGCGCAAGCUGCAAACUGUAUACAUACAGCUCCUCGCCAUCCGUCUCGGUCCCGGCGCAGCAGUCCUCCCCAAGGAAGUCUCCCGUAUCCACAUGCGCUUCGCUCCCAAAAUCGAUGGCGGUCACAUGGGUUCCAAGAAAUUCUGGCGCCACGAACUCGUCCGUCUAAAGUUUCACAACCCUGCCAUCCCCAUGACUCUCGACCGUACCGCCGCACAAACAGACCCGGCUCUGAUGACCGUCUUCUUCGCCGACCCGGAAGCCUCGCCCACCAGUGGUGCCGCUCCCACCACCAGCACGAGUGGUGACAAGGAACCCAGCAACUACUCGCCCAGCACGAGGACAGAGACGAUCGACAUGACAAUGCGCACCCCGGAGAAUAUCCUCGCCGAUUUGAUCAGGAUCACCAACGCAAGACAAGUCGAGGCCACACAGGAAGAGUUGGAGACAUUGCGUUCGCUCGAGGAGCAACGCCUUCGCAGCGAGAAAGACAGCAAGCUCAGUUUGGAGGUUAGAGAAAAGAAGAAGAGAGAGGAGGCUCUACUGGCCCAGGCAAGAGGCGAUGUCGCUUCGGCUGUCUAA